Molecule: messenger RNA, 552 nt
Organism: Exophiala bonariae
Lineage: Eukaryota; Fungi; Ascomycota; Eurotiomycetes; Chaetothyriales; Herpotrichiellaceae
Exons: 1
Coding region: 1-552 (183 amino acids)
Biological process (GO): carbohydrate metabolic process
Molecular function (GO): hexosyltransferase activity
Source: RefSeq, a predicted model, not a curated record
AUGGGCAAGGACAAAGCAAGCGCCCGAGCGCAAUCACCACCGCCACCACCACCACCACCACCUCAAUAUCCACAUAUUGAUUCACAUGAUCUGAAUUACUCUCAGCCUCCUCCUGACGAGGAAUCUUCACCAAUUGCUGAAUCCUUAUUCCAGGACACAACAACAGUUCUGGACGAUGGCCGUGUCUCGGUUAAUUUGGAUACCAAGUUAGCACGUGUUUUCGCGAAGCUCAUUGAGGCAUCAGACGACGUUGAACAGACGAUCGAGCCACCGCCAGCAUACCAGGAGGAGGAUAAUUCAUCCUUCGAGAAAUGGCAGUUGCCAUUGAGCAUAGCAGUUCAUGUUGUCGGCAGCCGUGGCGAUGUUCAACCUUUCGUUGCACUUGGCCAAGAGCUUCAGACUCAUGGCCAUCGGGUUCGAAUAGCUACUCACAACGUAUUCAAAGACUUCGUUCAAAGCGCAGGAUUGGAAUUCUACCCGAUUGGGGGAGACCCUGCCGAAUUGAUGGCCGUAAGAUAUGCGCGCUCCAAGUCCAAAUGCAUUUACGACUAA